Rhipicephalus microplus (southern cattle tick) is the source of this 1529-nucleotide messenger RNA. It is a transcript of the gene HDAC11, whose product is annotated as Histone deacetylase 11. NCBI's taxonomy places the organism in Eukaryota, Metazoa, Arthropoda, Arachnida, Ixodida, Ixodidae. The record is from RefSeq and is a predicted model, not a curated record. Gene Ontology annotation, biological process: epigenetic regulation of gene expression. Gene Ontology annotation, cellular component: histone deacetylase complex. Gene Ontology annotation, molecular function: histone deacetylase activity.
CGAAUGCUCGCGACUGUGUUAGCGCGCUCCGUGGAACGAUUCCCAGGUUUCCUUAUCGGGGAGUCGAUGCCGCAGUUGCGCGCAGCGCUUUGUCGACGCGCGUAAAAGCCGAAGCCUCAACGGCUGUUCAGAACUGACGGAGUGGCCAUGUGUGGAUCCUCUCAGAGUACUCCUCAGCAAAGUGUGGAGGGUAUGGAGUACCAUCCAGAGGGCUAUGGUGAGCACGACCAACUGCCCAUCGUGUACAACGAUGCCUACAAUAUUUCCUUCUACGGCCUCGAGAAGGUGCACCCCUUUGACGCCGGAAAGUGGGGCAAGGUGUUUGCUGCACUCAGGCGCGCUGGUCUUCUGACAGACAGCAACUUCUACAAACCUCAUGAGGCUACCGAAGAGGAGCUGUUGGUUGUGCACCCGCCCACCUACAUCAACAAACUCAGAUGGAGUGCCUAUGUUGCCACGGUCACGGAGGUCCCUUUGGUGGCCAUGCUUCCCAACUGUGUGGUCCAGAGACGGGUGCUGCGGCCCUUUCGGUACCAGACAGCUGGCACUGUUCUGGCCGCACAACUUGCCCUGGAUCACGGCUGGGCCAUCCACUUGGGCGGCGGAUUUCACCACGCGAGCGCCAACCGAGGCGGUGGCUUUUGCUGCUACGCCGACAUCACCCUCGCUGUGCGCGAGUUGCGGCGACGAGGCAAGAUAAAGCACGUCAUCGUGGUCGAUUUGGACGCGCAUCAGGGCAAUGGAUAUGAACGGGACUUUCUGGGCGACCAAGAUGUGUACAUAAUGGACGUCUACAACAGAGCGAUCUACCCGAAUGACGAACACGCCAAAGGGGCUAUUCGUCGCAAGGUUGAGCUACGGCCAGGCACGUCGGACGAAGCCUACUUAAAGCUUCUAGACGACCACUUGCAGAUGUCUCUGGCCGAGUUCGAUGCUGACUUGAUUGUCUAUAAUGCCGGCACGGACGUCCUCAGUGGUGACAUGCUUGGCCAUCUCAAUAUAUCGGAGAAGGGUGUGGUGAAACGGGAUGAGCUGGUAUUCCGGCGUGUCCGGAGGCAGGGCCUGCCGGUGGUGAUGCUGACGAGCGGCGGCUAUCAGCGCCAGUCGGCGCGUGUCAUUGCCUCUUCAGUACUCAACCUGUGCCGCCAGGGACUGCUGGCCAGACGACCACCACGCCGCAGGGCCAGUAGCAGCACACAAGACAGGAGCUCAGAGGAAGACAAGGAAUGAACAACUGUAUGCCUGGCGACUCAACGCAGCUGCAGCUAAUAUUUAGAGCGUUUCAAAUUUAGGAGAAUGUAUGUGAUCCCCCAUGUGGCAUACAUAAUCUCCCUGAUAAGCUGAUCUGUAACAACAUAGUUUAUUUGACCACUCUGUGUGCUACUAUUUAACUGGCCACUUGUUAGUUAUGUAUUUUUGACAUACUAACCUUGUCAUUAUUUAUUGUGCAGCUCUACUAUUACUGUACAUAUUAAUAGAGAGAGAUAUAUAUGUCAUUGUUGGUAAUAAAAUAUUUAUUAUUAGGCCAA